Debaryomyces hansenii CBS767 is the source of this 1740-nucleotide messenger RNA. It is a transcript of the gene HEX1, whose product is annotated as Hex1p. Gene Ontology annotation, cellular component: membrane. The coding region runs from base 1 to 1740 and encodes 579 amino acids. Lineage: Eukaryota; Fungi; Ascomycota; Pichiomycetes; Serinales; Debaryomycetaceae. Gene Ontology annotation, biological process: glycosaminoglycan metabolic process; carbohydrate metabolic process. The record is from RefSeq and is a predicted model, not a curated record. Gene Ontology annotation, molecular function: beta-N-acetylhexosaminidase activity. The transcript has a single exon.
AUGAUGACAAGAUUGAUAAUUUUAAUUCUUAUUUCAACAUAUACGGUAUUAGCUGCGAAGGUAAAUCCCUUGCCAAUACCUAGGAAUAUUACAUGGAAUGGUGAUUCAGCUAUAAAGUUUGACGAAAGGAUGCAAUUGAAUAUUAGUGUGGAAAAUACCAUUAUUAAGAAUGCAUUCCAUAGGACACUCAACACUAUAAGGGAGUUGAAAUGGAUACCAGCAGCAAUUGAAGUGGAAUAUGCUCAGAAUAAGCCAACAAGUCAAACUGUCAUUGAUAAAGCAAACGUAUCUACAGUAAACCAGGUAGACUUAGUAAUAAACGAUUAUAAUGCUCCGUUACAAUUGGGUAUAAAUGAAACCUACGAGUUGAAAGUUGACGAUUUGCUGCCAGCAAUAGUGAUAAGAUCAGAGACAAUAUGGGGUGCGUUACACGCAUUUAGCACAUUACAACAGUUAAUAAUAUUUGAUGAACUAGAGCAGCUGUAUUAUAUAGAAGGACCGGUGUAUAUAUGGGAUACCCCAAUUUAUCAGCAUAGAGGGUUGAUGAUUGAUACAGGGAGGAAUUUUCUAACGGUGAAGUCUAUAUUAGAACAAAUUGAUGUAAUGUCUUUAAGUAAAAUGAAUUCUUUGCAUUGGCACUUAGAAGACUCCCAGUCCUGGCCCGUGGCUAUUUCGAGUUAUCCAGAAAUGACGAAGGAUGCUUAUUCAAAUAACGAAAUAUAUACUCCAGAUGAAAUAAGACACAUAGUACAAUAUUCAAUGGAGCGAGGUGUCAGAAUCAUACCAGAAAUAGACAUACCGGGACACGCAAGAGCUGGCUGGAGGCAGAUUGAUAAUGAUAUUAUUACAUGUGGGGACGUAUCGUGGACUUAUAACACUGCGGUAGAGCCACCGGCGGGACAACUAGAUAUUGCAUAUAAUUUCACAUAUACCGUUGUUAAAAAAGUUUAUGAUGAAAUAAGCUCUUUAUUUAAGGAUGCUGUGUUUCAUAUCGGUGGAGAUGAAGUUAAUGAAGCUUGUUACAAUCACUCAAAAUACGUCCAAGAAUGGUACGGUAGAAAUUCAUCAUUGACAAUUAAGGAUUUAAUGCAGCACUGGUUAGACAAGGGUUUACCUAUAUUUAGGAACCACAAGGGAAGACGGUUGACAAUGUGGGAAGAUAUUGUAACUGGCAAUAAUAGUGCCAUUAAUAUCCCCAGGGAUGUGAUUUUGCAAUGCUGGAGUAACGGUGCAGAUAGUAUCAAGAAGCUAACCAAUAUGGGAUAUGACAUUAUUGUAUCAUCUGCAUCUCAUUUAUAUUUAGAUUGUGGAUACGGAGGAUUUGUUACUAAUGAUCCGAGAUAUGUUGAUUCAGACCACAAUGAAGAAUUUAAUCAAGGAAGUGGUGGCUCUUGGUGUAAUCCUUAUAAGACCUGGCAGAGAAUUUAUUCUUACGACUUUGCUGCAAAUUUGACCCAAGAAGAAAAGCAACAUAUUAUAGGAGUUGAGGCAGCACUAUGGUCCGAGCAGGUUGAUAGUAUAGUCGUGAGCCAAAAAAUAUGGCCAAGGACGGCUGCUCUUGCAGAACUUACAUGGAGUGGAAACAAAGAUGUUGAAACAGGAAAAUUAAGAACAAAUUCAUUAACUCAACGCCUUCUUAAUUUUAGAGAGUAUUUGGUUGCUAUAGGAUAUAAUGCAAGUCCUCUAGUACCCAAAUACUGCAUGAGGAACCCCCAUGCUUGUGAUAUUCAAAGUAGUUAG